Messenger RNA from Labrus mixtus (cuckoo wrasse), 4247 nucleotides. Its product is annotated as Na(+)/H(+) exchanger beta-like. Gene Ontology annotation, biological process: proton transmembrane transport; regulation of pH; sodium ion transport. Gene Ontology annotation, cellular component: membrane. The record is from RefSeq and is a predicted model, not a curated record. The transcript is spliced from 12 exons. NCBI's taxonomy places the organism in Eukaryota, Metazoa, Chordata, Actinopteri, Labriformes, Labridae. Gene Ontology annotation, molecular function: sodium:proton antiporter activity. Bases 352 to 2643 code for a protein of 763 amino acids.
UCCAGUAAAGCGAGAAAGAGUUCAGCGUGACAGCUUUCAGCCUGAUGGAUGAUGAUGCUGCUACCUGAUGCAAGUUGUGGAUAAGAGGACUACACAGGCAACAACGAUCGAGCCACACUUUAAAUCAGCUCAGCAGGAGAGUAAGAGACGUUUGAAAUGUUUUUGUGCAACUCAAACCGGAUUUUUCGUGUAUAGUUAUGCGUAAUUUUGAGAACCUUUGGGAGUUUGUGCGUAAAAGUUUGCGCGUCUCCCCGGCACGCCACACUCGCUCUCCGCAACCAUCCUCAUCUUCACCUUCACCGGAUCUAGAGCGGAGCAGAAGCAGUUCAGCCGUCUGAACAUCCUGAAAACAUGGCUGUGCUGCUCCGUCCCGCCCGGGGGAGCUCCGGUCUGCUCCUGGCGGCGUUUCUGUGCGUUUUGUUUCUCGUUUUCGUCUCUGCCUCCUCCGCGGGUCGUGAUGUUGUUUCAGGAAACAACGAGACGAGGAGAGAUCCAGCCGGAGGAGUGACAGAGGAGGAGGACACUCACAAGAAGGCUUUCCCCGUCCUCUCCUUCAAAUACAAUCACGUCAGGAAGCCCUUCGAGAUCUCUCUGUGGAUCCUCCUGGCUCUGCUCAUGAAACUUGGUUUCCACAUUAUCCCCCGAGUGUCAAACGUCGUCCCGGAGAGUUGUCUGCUGAUCUUCGUCGGCCUGCUUGUGGGCGGCAUCAUCAAAGCCAUCGGAGAAGAAGCCCCCAUCCUCGACGACAAGCUCUUCUUCCUCUACCUGCUGCCUCCCAUCAUCCUCGACGCCGGCUACUUCCUGCCCAUCCGAGCCUUCACGGAGAACCUGGGCACCAUCCUGGUGUUCGCCGUCAUCGGGACCCUGUGGAACGCCUUCUUCAUCGGCGGGAUGAUGUACGCCGUGUGUCAGAUCGAAGGAGCCGGGCUGGGCGGCGUGGACCUGCUGUCCUGUCUGCUGUUCGGCUCCAUCAUCUCGGCCGUGGAUCCCGUGGCCGUGCUGGCCGUGUUCGAGGAGAUCCACAUCAACGAGCUGCUGCACAUCCUCGUGUUCGGAGAGUCGCUGCUCAACGACGCCGUCACCGUGGUUCUGUAUCACCUGUUCGAGGAGUUCUCCCACGCCGGGACCGUGACCGUGGUCGACGCCGUCCUCGGUGUGGUCUGCUUCUUUGUGGUUUCCCUCGGAGGCAUCAUGGUGGGCGCCAUCUACGGCAUCCUGGGCGCUUUCACGUCGCGCUUCACGUCUCACACCCGCGUCAUCGAGCCGCUCUUUGUCUUCCUCUACAGCUACAUGGCGUACCUCUCGGCCGAGGUCUUCCACCUGUCGGGGAUCAUGUCAUUGAUAGCGUGUGGCGUGGUGAUGCGGCCGUACGUCGAGGCGAACAUCUCCCACAAGUCGUACACCACCAUCAAAUACUUCCUGAAGAUGUGGAGCAGCGUGAGUGAGACGCUCAUCUUCAUCUUCCUCGGGGUUUCCACGGUGGCCGGCCCUCACGCCUGGAACUGGACGUUCGUCAUCUUCACCGUCGUGCUCUGUCUGGUGUCCAGAGUGCUGGGAGUCAUCGGCCUCACGUACAUCAUCAAUAAAUUCCGCAUCGUGAAGCUCACUAAGAAGGAUCAGUUCAUCGUGGCGUACGGUGGCCUGCGAGGCGCCAUAGCCUUCUCCCUCGGGUUCCUGCUGAAGAACAGCGAGAUGAAGUACAUGUUCCUCACCGCCAUCAUCACCGUCAUCUUCUUCACCGUGUUCGUGCAGGGAAUGACGAUCCGACCUCUGGUGGAGCUUCUGGCGGUGAAGAAGAAGAAGGAGAGCAAAGGAUCGAUAAAUGAGGAGAUUCACACACAGUUCCUGGAUCAUCUCCUCACAGGGAUUGAAGACGUCUGUGGACAUUAUGGACAUCAUCACUGGAAAGACAAGCUGAACCGCUUCAAUAAGGCCUAUGUGAAGCGGUGGCUGAUCACAGGCGAGCGCUCCACCGAGCCUCAGCUCAUCUCCUUCUACAACAAGAUGGAGAUGAAGCAGGCCAUGAUGCUGGUGGAGAGCGGCAGCACGGCCAAGCUGCCCGCCAUCGUGUCCUCCGUCUCCAUGCAAAACAUUCAGCCCAAAGGGCCGAGCAGACGCCGAGCGAUCCCAAGCAUCUCCAAAAGUCGUGAAGCAGAGAUCAGAAAGAUUCUGCGAGGAAACCUGCAGCAGACCAGACAGAGGCUUCGUUCGUACAGCAGACACGACCUCUUCAUGGACCCGUUUGAGGACAACGUGAGUGAAGUUCGCUUCAGGAAGCAGAGGGUGGAGAUGGAGAGGAGGAUGAGUCACUACCUCACAGUUCCUGCAAACCGCCAGGAAACACCUUCAGUGAGAAAAGUCUGCUUUGAACCAGAAAACCAGGUCUUCACUUAUGAUGACAGCGAGAGCCCCAGAGGCCCGACGGCUCAGCCACAUCCCAGCCCCGCUGAUGCCGUCAGCCUGUUGAAUGAAUCGCCCCAGAGACCCAAUCAGAGCAAGGCGCAGAGGUCCACGGGCGGCGACAAGACGAGGGAGAAAGAUCCAGACGAGCAGGAGGAGCAACAGAAACUAUCGCGCUGCCUUAGUGACCCCGGUCCAAACCAGGAAGAGGAAGAGGAAGAGGACGGAUCCGGACGCUCAUGAUGAAACACGUUUACACCGUCAUGUUUCCUAAUGUUUGUUUGUCAGUUUAAAGUCAAAGGAAUUCAAGCAAAGUUUAAUAUUUAUGAAUUUAUUCUGCCAAAAGUGUUAUUUUUUUUCAAUGUCAUAUUUCUGUGAUACGAGUUGAUGCAAAGAUUGUUUCUUUUAUCAAAGCAUGCAACAAUGAGCGUUUGCUAGUUCGGGAUUCUUUUACAGCUAAGUGUCAGAAGUGUCUUAAGAAGCAGACCUGCAUCUUAAAAAAAAAAAAAAAAAAAAAGAGCACUUGUUUUAACAGACUUGAAGCACCAGGUGGGUGGAGUUAACCGCUCAAAGCACAGUAUGAAGAAUCUGUUAAGGGGCACGGGUAUUAGGCAGUGAGUACCAAAGAUACCCAAGAAAUGUUUGAGGAAAAAUAAUACUGACCCUCUUCAAAACCAACAAAAGCAAACGUGACCAUCCCUGAGAAGGUUGAUUAUUUCUGUUUUGGUCUUAUUGGUGCCUCUACCUGCUGCCGCGGGGUAGCUGUCAGACAAAGUGCCUAAAAGCACGCUACAGAAGGAGCCUGUAUUUACAUUUUCCACAGCAAAGAUUCACAGUGAGUGAAGCUUUCCACUGUUAAAAGAAUACAGAAUGGUUUUUUUUUGUUAAAUAUGCACAGAACAAGAUCAGCAAAGACCACUUUGUCCACAGGGGGGCGCCAGAAUCACCACAAAUCAAAAGUUUAAAGGAGCUUUAAAUGUCACAUAUCAUGCAAAAUUCUUCAUCAUGUUCCUCUAACUCUAAUAUGUGUCCCUAGUCUGUUUACAAACCCCCAAUGAUAAGAAAAGUCCAUCCUCUCUGUAUUUUGCCUGCUCCACUUUUCAGAAAAUGUGUGCUCAAACAGGCCGUUUGGAGAUUUUGCCUUUGUGACAUCACAAAGGGCAGUAGCCCCUCCCCCAGGUGGGUGACACUCAUACAGCUAGGUGUUUGUUCUACCCUCUGAGUCUGCCUUCUCACCGUAAAGAAUAGGACAUGGAGCGAGAAAGCCCGAGCCACCCAAGCCCUUCCAGAGAGGGGGGCGUGGUCAGACACAGCUCAUUUACAUAUUUAAAGGUACAGACACAGAAACAGCCUGUUCUGAGCAGGGCUGAAAUAGAGGGGUUUAUAGUCAUGAUCAAAUACAGGAUCAGAGUGGAUUUAGAACAAGACACUUCAGACAUGUUUUGGGGAGAUCUGAGACUUAUUUAAACUUGAAGAGGAGGAGAAGAUGUGACCUUUAGAGUGAUGAUACCCUUAUUAGUAAAGAGUCUUUCUAUAUCACUAACAACAUGUUUUAAACUCUUAUUUAUUUUGUUAUAUUCACGUAAAAUAACUAAGUGAUCAGCUUUUUUUGUGAUGAAAAGAAUGAUGAAGGGUGUUUCUUGAAGCACGUUUUUCUCUGUAAAACCUCAAUGAAAAACAGAAAAGCACAAAUCUGUGGACCAAAGAGAGUUAAAAUAAGACUUAAGAACAAAGUGCAGAUAUUGUUUGACUGAGGUCAGUAAGCUAGCUUAGCACUGUAUUCAACAUCGCUGCGUGACUGGUCAGUGUUUUCUCAGGGACUGCAACACAGCCUAGUAUUUACAAAC